Exophiala xenobiotica is the source of this 1907-nucleotide messenger RNA. RefSeq lists its product as uncharacterized. The record is from RefSeq and is a predicted model, not a curated record. Bases 234 to 1763 code for a protein of 509 amino acids. Gene Ontology annotation, molecular function: FAD binding; oxidoreductase activity. Lineage: Eukaryota; Fungi; Ascomycota; Eurotiomycetes; Chaetothyriales; Herpotrichiellaceae. The transcript has 4 exons.
GAUGAUCGUGAACUACUCUGCAAUUCCAUGAAUGUGUAGCGAUGCUAGUAGUGGUGUCACUCUCGCAGUGCUGAUAUCGAUUACAAUAAGCCCGCUCUUGGCUUGCUGGCCUCACUGUCGCCGAGGCGCUACCUAAGUGCUUUCGUCUUUGCUUUGCAGACGGACGUCUUCACCGAAAAGUCUACGGUAAAGCCUACGGUAUCUCACAGCAAGGAAGCAGCACAAAUACUAGUAUGGGCUCCCUAUCACCCUCGCCCAAGGGCAGCAUAACUCCAUCUGAUAUCGACACCCUCCGCUCCCUGCUGUCAGGCACCUCGGCCACGCUCCUCACCCCCAACGACGGGGCGUCGUACGAAGCGAGCAUACGCCGCUGGUCCAGAGCCGCCGAGAAACCCGCUGGCCUCGUCCUUGUCCCUGCGAGUGCCGAGGAAGUGUCCAUCGCGCUCAAGUAUGCUGGUGCCCAGAACCUCGACCUCGCGGUCAAAGGUGGCGGGCAUUCGACGGCCGGUGUGAGCAGUACGAACGGAGGUUUACUUGUUGACCUCAAUGCGAAGAUGCGCAAUGUCGAGGUCGACCUGGAUCGGAAGUUGUUCAAGGUCCAGGGCGGUGCGACGUGGGGGGAUGUCGACCAGGCGGGAGUAAAGCACGGGCUUGCGACGGUUGGAGGGACCGUGGCUGAUACAGGCGUGGGCGGAUUGGUUCUGGGUGGCGGGUACGGAUGGCUCAGUGGACAACAUGGCUUGUCGAUUGACUGCCUUGUGGAGGCCACGGUCGUUCUUGCGACUGGAGAGAUUGUCAAGGCCAGUGAAACGGAGAAUCCGGAUCUUUUCUGGGCGCUGCGAGGGGCUGGACAGAAUUUCGGCGCGGUCACGGAAUUCGUCCUGAAGGCGUUCGACCAGGGUGAUGUUUGGGCCGGGUUGCUGAUCUUCCCGCCCGUUCCGGAGUUGAUUGAGAAGAUUGUCGACGCUACGAACGAGUUGUACACGCCCGAUGAGGUUUCUGGGAAGGGGGAGGGGAAGGGGAAAACGAAAGUCGCGGGCCAUGGUGCUGGGGGCAUUGCCAUCGCCCGGCCUCCCCCGGCGGGUGGGCAGGUCAUGAUACUCGUGUCGAUUAUCUAUUUCGGAACGGCAGAGGAGGCGAAGAGCAUAUACAAACCCCUUUAUGAUCUCGAGCCGGUCGUGGAUACGACGGCCAUGGUGCCGUAUCCGACGGUCAACACGAUCCUGGCGCCGCCGAUCGGUCUGAGAGCGAGCAUGAAGGGCGCGGCGUUCUCGAUGCCGAUCAGGACCGGGUUUGUGAUGGAGGUGCUAGAUAACUAUGUCAAGUUCACCGAAGGGAAUGACGAUACGCAUGUCAGUUUGAUCUUGUGGGAGAUUUAUGAUCCGGCGCAAGUGGUCGCGAGGGAGGAAGAGGGACAGGGUGGCAGUUUCGCGAAUCGAGGGUGGCAUCUUAACGGGUUGAUCUGUCCGCUUUGGACUAAGACGGAGAAUGAUCAGGUCUGUCGGCAGUGGGCCAGGGAGAUCAACGAGAUGUUCAAGAAGGAGUUGGAGGCGCAGGGGAAGGAGACGGGGAGAGGUGUGGACGGUGGUGUUGGGUUGAGAGGGAAGAAGGGAGCUGUUUUGCUCUAUGGGAAUUAUGAUCAGUAUGAUGAGAGAUCGAGAGAUAUCUUUGGCGAGAACUAUGCUCGGCUUCAGGCGUUGAAGGCCCGGUACGAUCCGACGAACAUGUUCGACAAAUUGUUUGCUAUCGUGCCACAGGCUUGAUGGUGAUGGUACGGAGGUCGCUGCAUUGGACGUAGAGUGGUCAGUGGGAAUUGACGAAGACUUGAUCGAUGUUUAUAGUAUCACAGCAUUUCAGGUUGUAGAUGAGAGGUGUGUCUGCCUGCAACAAAGUCCAUCGUCCCUUCA